Molecule: messenger RNA, 2699 nt
Organism: Pieris napi
Lineage: Eukaryota; Metazoa; Arthropoda; Insecta; Lepidoptera; Pieridae
Gene: mirr
Product: homeobox protein caupolican
Exons: 5
Coding region: 237-1529 (430 amino acids)
Biological process (GO): neuron differentiation; cell development; regulation of transcription by RNA polymerase II
Cellular component (GO): nucleus
Molecular function (GO): DNA-binding transcription factor activity, RNA polymerase II-specific; RNA polymerase II cis-regulatory region sequence-specific DNA binding
Source: RefSeq, a predicted model, not a curated record
CCAGUGUGCGUGUGCGCGCCGAGAGGGACGGGUGUCUGUAGAGAAGGACAGCGGCGCCAAUUACUAUCACCUGGCGGGCUGCUACCGCAUUACCCAUCGCCGCCGCGCGCGUGACCACGCGAUUCGCUCCAACCGCUCUGCUUGCGAUCGAUCGCAAUGCAUAUUCGGUCAUGCAUCGGACUUUAAUAGUGACAAAAACUGUGAAGUGACUGUGACAUUUACGUGAUUUAGUGAAAAUGACCUCCCAGUUCGCGUUUCGUGGAUCUCCUCCCAAUCAGAGCACCAUAUCGACAGCCUCCAACAGUCCACCUCCGGCGCAGGCUGGGAUGAGCGGUGGGGCGGGCGGCGGCGGUCCAGGGCGGGCUAGCUCUCCCGCAGCGUCUGCGACGCGCUGCUGCGACACCGGCCGCCCCAUCUUCCAAGAUCCUAUCACAGGCCAGACGGUCUGCUCCUGCCAAUACGAGUUUCUCAACUACCAGCGGCUCGCUUCUGGCGUGCCUCUCUCUAUGUACAGUUCACCUUAUCCUGACGCAGCUGCUGCAGCCGGCAUGGCGGCCUACUUCCCAGCGCUUGCUGCUGACCAGCCACCUUUCUAUGCUAAUACGGCUGCGGGAAUUGAGCUGAAAGAAAACUUGGCAGCCAGUGCCGCGAGUUGGCCCUACCCUACUGUAUAUCAUCCUUACGAUGCCGCAUUCGCUGGAUAUCCUUUUAAUGGCAGAUAUGGAAUGGAUCUCAAUGGAGCAAGGCGGAAAAAUGCAACCCGCGAAACGACGAGUACGUUAAAGGCAUGGCUCAACGAGCAUAAGAAAAACCCAUAUCCAACUAAAGGAGAGAAGAUAAUGUUAGCCAUCAUAACGAAGAUGACUCUUACACAAGUUUCAACGUGGUUUGCAAACGCCCGCAGGCGUCUCAAGAAGGAGAACAAAAUGACGUGGGAGCCACGGAACAGAGUGGAUGAUGAUGACAAUAACAAUGAUGACGAUGACCACAAAAGCAACGACGGAAAGGAUGGAUUGGAUGGAAAAGACUCCGGCACUGGUUCCAGCGAAGAUGGUGAUAGGCCACAACAAAGGUUAGAUUUGUUGGGUCAACGGACUGAAUCUGAGUGGUCUGAAUCACGAGCUGACAGCGGUCCAGAAUCGCCUGAGCCAUACGAGCGGCCUAUACAUCCAGCGUUCCAGCAUCUGCCAUCAAGAGCUCCACCGGGAAGCACGCCCGCAUCAGCGAAGCCGAGGAUAUGGUCUCUCGCAGACAUGGCAAGUAAAGACGGGGAAGUGCCGGCACCACCCGCCUCCGCGUCUGCCUUCUAUCAGUCCGCAGCUGCCGCGGCAGCCGCCCGCCUCGCUCACCCAUACCGACCGGAGCUGUACCGCGGCCUUUACCCCCCGACGCAUCCAGCAGAUGUCGCCCUUCUGGAGUACUCCCGCUCUCUCGCUCUGGCUGCUCCCGCCCCGGCUCCCCCCGCGCCAUCCCCGUCGUCGUCCUCCACGUCGUCCCUUGCCGAGCCCCCUCCCCCCUCCCGCGCCUGACCGCUCGCCGCACGUCUACACCUGGCGCACCGACAAUAAACGCGAUCGGCCCGUGAGUGACGCGAUACACCUGUAAAUAUCAAUAUAAAUAUACAUACGUAUAUAUGCGUGAUAAUUUAUGCACCGGUAGAGAAGCUUAGAAUUGUGAUAGUGGACAGAGGCGAGCCGUGAGGUUGACAACUCGCAAACGACGUCGCUGCGAAUGCGCCGACUGACCGACAAUACUAGGUGCUAACUCAAAUUGGACCUUGCGAAAUGUUACUGUAGUUAUUAUUGGAGGUGGUUGAGAUGCAGUGAUUAAAUAAAAAUAGGUAUUAAUACGCGUAACGUUUCUACAAGAUAGACGUGACUAUUUUAGACUAUUAUUUAAUAUGUAGUGUAAAUUAUUAUUUUGAAAAUGUUCUCCUUAUAUUUAGUGCCUAAUUACGUCCAAUUUUCUCUAUUGUGUAAUAGUUUCGUAAACGUCUAUCAUACGAAUUAUAAUACUUAUUUAUUGAUACGAGGUCAGUAGUAAUAGCUGUUUGUUUGCGAUAUUAUCUACAGAUUGCAGAUUUUGAGAAAUCUGAUUUGUUUGUUUCUAGUCAGACGACUAUCAUUGUCUUUGUUAAAUAUAAAAUGAAACGUUUCUGCGAACUACACUUUAGUAAGGAAUUGGUAUGAAUAAGAGGCUGGGCCACUAUUCCUGAUGCACAUGAUACAUUGUACUAAUAACGGCCGUAGCAUAAAAUAGAGUCAUUAAUUAAAAAAACAUUGAAAAUAUUGUAUAUGUCCCAGUCUUAAUUCCUAAGCAAAGAUUCCUUUUUUCGUAUGUUAAAUCUAAUAAAUAUCCUAUUUUAAUUUUAAAUAUAUUUUACUGUGUCUAUUCAGAAAGAAUAUCUUUAAUGGCCUUGUAUAAUGUAAUAAAGUAGUUGUAUAGUGAUAUAAACAUUUGUUUCUAUAUAGUGUAAAAUAUUUCCAACAUUAUAGAGACUGAAAGUCCAAAAUUGAGUCUAUAGUUUUGUACAUACAUACAUACGUCUCUGUUAUUAGUAAAUAUGUAAUCGUAUAAUAAAUAUUUAAGAGUGAUAACACAAUAAUAUCUGUAUCACCAGAUUCGCAUGUAAAUAAACUGAUAAAUGCGUAUGCAACGAACGUAUUUUCGAACUAUAGUGAUUAGUUAUUUGUGAAAAA